AUGGCGACAAACGGCGAUGCUGGUCGAGCAUCGGGCAGCUUGGUCGAUGCAUCGGGCUAUAAAUUCACCGAGAAGGAUACCAAGCCGGGCAAGAUGAAGGUUAAGAAGACCGCCAAAGCGUCAACGAAGAAGAAAGCAGAUGAUUCCAAAGAUGGCCCUGUCGACUCCUCGCCUACCUCCUCUCCUCUCCCCAAACUGGACGACAAGGUCGCGGCCUCGUUUCCGACUGGUAAACCCCGUGAGGAAGACCUUCUUGAAACGGUCAUUUGCAAGCACUGCAAGCGACCCAUCCUCAAAUCCACCGCCACCGAACACAUCCGCGGCUGUCUCAAGGCCAAGCAAGAGAAAGCGCGCAAGAAGAAAGAAGCCCGCGACGCGGCCAACCGCGCAAAGAACGCCGACGGCAAGGACGAUGAUGACUUACGUGACAAGAUCGACGGCGACGACGCCAUGAAAGGCCAGAAGAGUGCCAAGAAGAGCGCUGUGAAGGGCACCGUGGACGACAGCACGAAGAAGGGCAAGAAGCGCAAGGCCGAUGAGGACGAUAACAAGGAGCCUAAGAAAAAGAAGAAGAAGGACGAGCCCAAGGCCAAGGCCGCAAAGCCCAAGGGUCCAGUUGAUGUCGAGAAACAGUGCGGUGUGACUCUUCCCAAUGGCGCACAGUGCGCGCGCUCGUUGACCUGCAAGAGCCAUUCCAUGGGCGCUAAGCGUGCUGUACCUGGUCGUUCACUACCAUACGAUAUGCUACUGCAGCAAUACCAGAAGAAGAACCAAGCAAAGCAGCAGAGAGCCGCAAUCGAUGCCAACGCCCCACUCCCCGAAGACGUCGAGACCAACGGCCCCGUCGACUCGGACGAAGAACGCGACACAGUCAUGGCAGCAAUCGCCCGCUCCGCACCAAGACCCCUCGCCGAAAACACUCUCAUCACCACAAAGUCUAAAUACCGUAUCGUCCGCAUCAAAGAACAAAUGCUACACGCCAUGGGCGGCCGAGGCGGUGCUGGACUAUUUUCCACGGACGAUAGCCAGCCUUUAUUUGGUGGUAAUCUUUUUCAACCUUUCGAUCCGGAUAUGAAUUCGUCCUCUUCGCCUGUGCUUCCUGCGGGUGAAGUUGGGGAUAACUCGGUCGGUGGUGAUGGAUCUAGGAAAACGCCUGUACAGGGGAGUCGGAAGACGCCCGUGGCGGCGGCUUCGUGA
Molecule: messenger RNA, 1197 nt
Organism: Penicillium subrubescens
Lineage: Eukaryota; Fungi; Ascomycota; Eurotiomycetes; Eurotiales; Aspergillaceae
Product: deubiquitination module subunit SGF73
Exons: 4
Coding region: 1-1197 (398 amino acids)
Biological process (GO): regulation of transcription by RNA polymerase II; regulatory ncRNA-mediated heterochromatin formation; RITS complex assembly
Cellular component (GO): SAGA complex
Source: RefSeq, a predicted model, not a curated record